GGCAAUAAGUUACUCCUGGGUGAGAUUUGAUUUUAACUUGGAAUAUUUAUUAAUACAUUACUUUAUCUAAAGGUCUAUUCUGGGAGUUAACGUUGACUCUUGUGCACAGUAUCAUUAUGGCACUGCUCCACACUAUCCAGGUCCUCAGUGCCAUGACAUCUGGGAAUUCGCGAUAACACUGUCCGUCAGAUAUAGCAAUGAACGCACAGCAGUCCAUUCUCGGCACCGCACGACGCGGCUAUAUGUGUAUGCAUCAGUUCACAGAAGCCUGUUGCAUAUGAACUGUUUCUACCAUCUAAAGUCAUAAUGUCUUACCCGCGACGUCUUCAACAUACUUCUCCAGUAUCGAGGUGGUCUUUGCGGGACCCCUCUAAUGUCAUCUCCGCUUGCAUUUCCGUUCUCGUGCUGGUCACGAUAGUCAAUGUGAUGUUCACAUUACACAGUAUCUCUGUUCUCAAUGAGCUCCUCCCCCCGCCCCCUCACGUUCACAGUACGUCAACUGUGUGCUUUUACCAUUUUAGGCAUGAAAUUGACCUGAUUAUCUCGUUCACAGCGUAUGUCGGUGACGACCACCCCUCCCAGCUGCCGCUGGAGCUCCCAUCCGUCGGUCUCGAACUCGAGAGCGGCGAAGGCCACUUUUCAUUAUACGAUGACGAUGACUGGGGCACACUUUUCCCCUCGGACGGGUUUGUCGCUCUAGGCCCGAAUAACCGCACAUUCCUAGUCUCCCUCUACCAUCAAUUUCACUGCCUAGACAUCAUCCGCGUUGGAUAUGUCGUAAAUCGCACGCAUGCUGCACAGCAUAUCCAGCACUGCUUGCGGUAUUUACGACAGGCAUUGCUGUGUCACGCUGAUGCCACGCUAGAAGUGGAUAUUCCGCAGAUAUCCCCCGACGAUGGGAAGCUGUAUCACACUGCGAACGGGGUGGGUUCGGUUCACAGGUGUAGGGAUUGGACGGUGCUGCGACAGUUCAUGCUGGAACACCCAAGCACACCGUUCGAAUAAGGGGGUGGGUGUCAUGUGCGAUGCUUCUUGUAAUGCCAAAUUGAUAUUUCUAUUAGAUACUAGAUACGUCAAAGAUAGGUCGUAAUUAAUUUCUGGUGUAUGUCCAAAUACACCACUACACCACUACAACAUGCUUCAAGAUGCUUUUGGUACACUGCCAAGGUGUUAUACAGGUGAAGCACUCUCGUAAUUGCUAGUAGGCCCCAUCUCGACCUCUGCAAUCUC
Messenger RNA from Suillus subaureus, 1230 nucleotides. RefSeq lists its product as uncharacterized. Lineage: Eukaryota; Fungi; Basidiomycota; Agaricomycetes; Boletales; Suillaceae. The record is from RefSeq and is a predicted model, not a curated record. The transcript has a single exon. The coding region runs from base 307 to 1005 and encodes 232 amino acids. Gene Ontology annotation, biological process: mycotoxin biosynthetic process.